This is a messenger RNA of Ogataea polymorpha, 2755 nucleotides long. RefSeq lists its product as uncharacterized. Gene Ontology annotation, cellular component: RNA polymerase II, core complex; P-body. The coding region runs from base 1 to 570 and encodes 189 amino acids. The transcript has a single exon. The record is from RefSeq and is a predicted model, not a curated record. Gene Ontology annotation, molecular function: nucleotide binding; translation initiation factor binding. Lineage: Eukaryota; Fungi; Ascomycota; Pichiomycetes; Pichiales; Pichiaceae. Gene Ontology annotation, biological process: positive regulation of translational initiation; nuclear-transcribed mRNA catabolic process, deadenylation-dependent decay; transcription initiation at RNA polymerase II promoter.
AUGAAUAUUUCCACAUCCACCGUCGCCAGCAGAAGAAGAAGGGCACGGUCUGCUCUUCAAGAGGAUGAGGAGAAUGCAGCUGAGCUGAAACUGGGCCCGGAAUUCCAGCUGGAGCAAAUUGACAACUACGGCAACGAGACUAAGCUUGUUGCCUUAAAUGUUUCUGAGGCCCGUAUUUUGAUCAGAGCUGCGCUUCAAGAAAGAAUGGCCAUGGUUCAGAAACUGGGAGGCCAAGAUUUGGGUUUAGCAACAGAGAAUCCAGAUGACGAGACCUUAGCUAGAAUGGCCACCGCCCCGGGUGCAAAUGAAGUUUUACGCAAGACUUUGGAUUACUUGUCGACAUUUGCACGGUUUAAAGAUGCAGAGACGUGUACUGCUGUGGAAGCACUUCUAAAAAGCUCCGAAAACAGCGUGCUACACCCCUUCGAGGCUGCCCAGCUAGGGUCCCUCGCAUGCGAAGACAUUGACGAGGCAGUGACUCUUAUACCGAGUUUGAACGAGAAAAAGGAUGAGGUGGACCUGCAGAGAAUUCUGGACGAAUUGAACAGACUAGAGGCUAAUUACUCGUGAAUGACGGUUUAUGCAAAAUGUAUUUUAGUUAUUGGUAAUCUUCCGGAUGGUAGUAUUCUCUCAAGAAGCUUUUCCCAGCGUAUUUCCAAAAGCGUGGCAGGCAGCUAUGCGGGACCAAGUUGAUGUUAUUAUUUUUAGUUGAGUCCGAGCAUAUACACCGUUUUCCAAGACGCAGCAUUUGAGACUCCGGGCACGUCACAAAGGGAACGUGGGUGUAACCAAUGUCCUCGAAAUGGUGUAUUUCUGACCGGUUGAGAAGCAACGCCGCCGCAAUCGAGUGCACAGGUGCAUCUCCCCAGCGCUCAUAGUAGAAGCCUCCGGUUUGGCUUAAAAACUUAAAAUAUGUUUCGUAUUCUUUGGAACGGAAGAAGUUGAGGUCUCCAAUCUCAAAAUUAGACCAAAAAUGGCACAGAUUGUACGAAGAAUUAUGUUCCACCACGAGAUACUCUGUUCCCAUCGGUUUGUCGUCGGUCAAGAAAUCUAACAUGGAGUCUGGAUGUAUCAUUUCUGGAUUGGAAUUCAUAAAAUCCUCCACAGCCUCCCAUAGAGUAGGUAUGGUGUCUUCGUACUCAAUCAGAGAAAUCACAAACCCGUACUUCUUUCCAUUUUCACGAAACAAACGGAAGGGAUCCAUUUGAAAGUCGCAGAAAUACUCGACAUCGGGUUCCACUCUGAAAUAGUAGUCGUACUGUAGCACCAAUGGUUGUUUAUAGAAAAAUCCUGAGUUGAAAUGACACAUAUUUCUGUAUGACUUGGACCCGCCAUAAAUCACGUUGCGGUCUUCGAAAUCCUGCAAACACUCUUCCCACUUGGUCACAUUUAUGAACGAAGGAGCAUUCCAAUCUUCAGGCGAUAUUAAUCCAUAUUGAGUCUUUCCGCUAGCCAUAAAUGUAGUAGCUUCCUUGAACUGCUCUGUGAAUGGCUUGUCGUUCAAAAAUGUCCAGGUGUAAUGGUAAUCCCUGUUGAAUCGAUCCUCCAAAGAUCUCAUUGACUUGAGGACUCCAGGAAGUUCCCAGUUUCGACAUAGCAUUAAAAUGGUAGCAUUCUCUAAUUGGGGAGUUUCAGAAAUUGGUUUGGGAAAGAGUUCGCGCGCAUAUGAGUUAGAAGCAGGUUUGAGCUUAGCCAAUUCGAGGUCCAUCAAGUGAGAAUUGUCACGCUUAGCCACGAUCUCUAGCGAAUGCGAGUAUAUUUCAUUCAACUUCACUUUCGACCUGACUCGAGCAUUCCAUAUCUGUGCAAAAAACGAUAUUAGUAUUAUGAAGGCGACCAGGCCUCUCGAGAUAGCCAUGCUUGGUAUGAUCAACCACUCCUAAAUGCCGAGUCUGAAAAAAAAAAGUGAACUGAUAUUCUACUGAUUUUCACACUGCCUCGUUUUUCUUUUUCUCCAUCACUGGUAAGCUUACGCUCUCACUGGUCUUCAGAUGGAGAUCUUCGAUUCCUGCCAACCCCUUCUUUAUCACACCUCCUACAGGCUUGAAUUUUGGCGAUGUCAAAUAUUCCAGAACAGCAUCCAUAUUCUCGAUCAGUUGGCGCAAUUUGAAGUCACUAUAGCCGAUUACUAUAGAUAAACAAGUUCCCGUGGAAGGGACGAAUGUGGUGCUUCUGGCAAUCUUCUUCACUUGGCGUAGCACGUAGUCUGCCUCCACCCUCUCAUCCUUCAUCUUUGUAGACUUUUUAGAUUUUACCAGUUGGGCGUCUGGCGAAGGUUUAGCCAUUUGGAUCAUUAAAGGUAGCUUUUUAUUGUUUUUAAAAAACAGGGACCUUCCAAUCAGCGAAGGAAGUAAUCGGUAGACUCUGUGGUCAGCAAGUAAUAAAUCAUACUCAUAAUAGAGCUUCUUAAUCUGUUUUGGGUUAGAUGCAAACUGUUUGAACUUUUUCAUGCUCACUAUUUCCCCAAACACAUCUUCUGUAGGAGCGCCUUUUUGCUCCAGAAGAGUCUUAUAUUUUGAGACCGGAUCCUUGGUUAUAAGCAUGAUUUUCAAGUUUUCGUGAGAGUCUUUGUGGUGAGGUAAUGGAAUGAUUCUAGGAACAAGGUCUAAAUCAGAAGAAGUUGGUUUCUUGGUGUCAAUGAUAAGGUAGAUAGCUUCAUGAUGAUCACCUUGUGACUCUAAAUGUGCCUUCAAAGCCUUCAAAGAUCGUAUUGCUCGAGAUCUGAGUUCAUCAUUUAGAACUGCUAGGUUCCAGU